GAAUGUUCCUGUGUGUGCAUGGUGGUCCGACCGAGAGGUGAUGUGGGGGUUUCUUUCCAAGGGGACAUGUGACAUCUCUGUGGGAGGAAGUUCUGAUGUUUAUUUUCCCCCUUGUGAGCGUUCAUAAAAGUGCACAUUGUGGCAAGCCAAGACAAUACGCAUCAGACUCACAACAGAGAAGAUGAGGUGUGUGUCGAUAACCCCUUUGCUGUUCCUCGCUACAGUGCUGUUUGCUCAAGUCACCUGCCAAAUGUCUGGCCCUUCAACCUGCCCUUGUCUCAAGACGUCAGAAACCGUUCUCCGUAAGGAAAAUAUCAGAAGUUACAAGAUACAGAAAGCAGGUGUCUGCCAAAUUGAUGCCGUUCAAUUUAAAACAGUCAGAGGAUUGACUUUUUGCUCCGAUCCACAAAAGCCUUGGGUGAAAAGAGCCAUCGAAUACGUGGACAAGAAGAAGAAUGCAAAUAAAAUGACAGCACGUCCCAUACACUCUACAUCAACAUUUAAAACAACAUCAAUGCUGAAAACAACAUCAGCACCGAAAACGACAUCAAUGCCGAAAACGACAUCAGUGCCGAAAACAACAUCAGUGCCGAAAACAACAUCAGUGCCGAAAACGACAUCAGCGCCGAAAACGACAUCACACUGUGAUAGAACCUAGAUCAACUUCACUUGGACUAUGAGGAUUUCUUGACAUAUGUCUGGAAUGUUUGUGCUGAAUUUUAUUGUAUUUUAAUUAAUUAAAAUGUAUUGCAUAAAAUAUACUGCAUUGCUAUGAAUGUUUUUAUGUAGCUAAGCUUAAUUGAAUGUUUUUUCCCCUCAAUAUGGUUAAUAACCAAUAAAUAUAUGUGGUGUGCAAUUAGGUUAAUGGAACCUGAAGUUCAGAAGUUCUGUUUCAUGUGUUUAUUCAACAACCUGUACAUUAAUUUAUAUUACAAAAAAUUAAUAAAUAAAAGUUAUGUUAAAAUGUUAA
Messenger RNA from Megalobrama amblycephala (Wuchang bream), 970 nucleotides. RefSeq names its product C-C motif chemokine 7-like. Gene Ontology annotation, cellular component: extracellular region. Gene Ontology annotation, biological process: inflammatory response; positive regulation of GTPase activity; cellular response to interleukin-1. Gene Ontology annotation, molecular function: chemokine activity; CCR chemokine receptor binding. The transcript has 3 exons. Lineage: Eukaryota; Metazoa; Chordata; Actinopteri; Cypriniformes; Xenocyprididae. The coding region runs from base 182 to 658 and encodes 158 amino acids. The record is from RefSeq and is a predicted model, not a curated record.